Messenger RNA from Prorocentrum cordatum, 422 nucleotides. The record is from the annotation of a GenBank genome assembly. NCBI's taxonomy places the organism in Eukaryota, Dinophyceae, Prorocentrales, Prorocentraceae.
GGAUGGUCGAUGGACGACGACGUCAGAAGCGGCCUCCGCUGCGUGAGAGGCCUAGGCAUGCCGCCCCUGGACCUGCAGCCCGCGCUGCCCGCCGCGGACCGCGCUCCCGCCGGCGCCGGGGACCGCGAGGAGCCCGCGGAGGUUGGCGGCCGCUCUUCGCCCUCGUCCUCGCCUGCGUCUGAGGCCGUGGUCUGCUCCAGCAGCGUCCACAGCAACGGCUCAGAGGCGGCUGCUCCUCCGAGGGCGGGCCGCUCGGCGGUGGCGCCCAGGGGCGGCUCUCCCGCCGCGGCAGGGCAGGAGCCCGCGUCCCCGCUGGAGGCGCGAGGGCAGCCCGGCGGCGGCAGCCGCGAAGGCGGCAGCCCAUCGGCGCCCUCCGCGGGGCCGGGGCGGCCGGCGGCGGCGGCGGCGGAGGGCACGCAGGC